Dendronephthya gigantea is the source of this 1770-nucleotide messenger RNA. RefSeq lists its product as uncharacterized. NCBI's taxonomy places the organism in Eukaryota, Metazoa, Cnidaria, Anthozoa, Malacalcyonacea, Nephtheidae. The record is from RefSeq and is a predicted model, not a curated record. The transcript has 3 exons. Bases 146 to 1537 code for a protein of 463 amino acids. Gene Ontology annotation, molecular function: protein binding.
UCAAGACCACUGCCUCGACUGACAGAGAAAUCAAGAAAAUUGUACAAUCGCAGUCCUCAGCCGUGACCUGUUGAGCUGAUGAAGUGUAAUUCAGUUGUAAUUCUACAGCCGAAAAUCGUCAGCGAGUUAUUUUAUCACGAUUCGUAUGGACCGAUUCCCGCUUCCAACACCUUUGGAAACCAAUUUUGAAGACACAACCUUUAUGGAAGAAUUUAAAGCGUAUGUGUUGACGUUACCGCCAGCAAUACUCGCAGAGCUGGAUGCCAAAUUCGUACACGACGUAACGCAUGGAAGUGUUGAUAGAAACCAACAUGGACGCAUCAUUGAGCUUGGUGCUGAAAACGUCUCAUCUAUUAUUCCAAGUCCCUCGUCUUCGCACGAAAACGAGGCUGCUGCUGCUGAAGAUUCAGAAAAUGUUGAUGACAAAGCCAUAAUAGAGCGCUUAAAAGAUGCCAGUCUGAACUUGCCUUUCAGUGAACUGUUUAUGAAAAUUUUAACAUUCCCUCUAAUGCUUUUCCGCGGGCCAACAAAAGUUAUCUAUACUCCAAGCAAAGCCUUAGAAAAGAUUAAAACAAUUCUCGUAUUCUUCCAAGACAAUGGUGACUUCACAGAACUUGAUCGUUGUUCCGAGAAAAUAGUGAAGAUAUAUCGUGAAAAGGGGGACUUUGAUAUUGUAGCGGCUGUCACAAUAGAACGAGCGCAGUGCGCUUUGUAUCAAAACGAUUUGCGUAGAGCGAGGCGGUUCGCCAGCGAGGCCCACAAACUCGCGGACCACACCCGUUUCCCACCCCUUUACCACGCACAAGCUCACCUGAUAAUGAGCGCCAGUUACAGGUAUGAAAACAAAUUAGGGGAAACGAAAAGAUAUCUUGACUUGGCUGAACAGUGUUUUGAGUCUGGCCACAGUUUCGAGGAGCUUUCCCAUUAUCACGAGGUCUACGGAAGUUAUCUUGAUAAAUUUAUGGGAACUUUUGCACAACCGGACGAGCAGUUUAAGGAACUUGCCUUAACCAGUUUUCAGAAAAUGAGUGAAAUUGGUUCGCAGGAUUCAAACCAACGCGUUAGUGACAAAAAAAGGUUUUACGCCCUGAUAAAAAGUGCAAGGAUCCAUUUGGAAUCGAAUUCCAUUUUCGGACGAAAGAGACGAACAGUUACGAAAAAUUCCAUCGAUCUCGCCGCUGAGUGCGUGAAAGCUAUAAAGCGUGAUCUCUUAGGCAGUGCACCAAAUGGCUCUAAAAUUCAAUUCCAGAUGGUCGAGAGUGAUUUGUAUUACAGACAGGGCAGACACGAUGAUUCCCUAGAAUUACUUCAUAAAAGUUUUGAUGAAGCAAAAUUAUUUGGAUACGUAACAGAAGGACCAAAAAUCACACAGCGUAUACAAGAAAUUGAAAAUCUCGUAAAAGAGGAAAUUUAUGUAGUUGAAGAAAAUGUGCCUGAAGGAGGUAACAUGAAUGAUAACCAGUUCAUUGAUGAUAACUACAGCGAAACGUCAGGAAGUGGAAGUGAUGUCUUUACCUCGAAAUACGACGAUACAUAGAUUCCAUCCGUUUCAUCAGAGGGGCCAAUUUUUCUCGAUAUCACAGCGUAAGAUGCGUGGGGGAGCGAGGUGGGCUGAAGUCCUCCUCCCUCUUCAAAUUUAGCAGAAAUGUUGAUAACAGACUUGAGAAUUUCUCACCGAAAUCGCCACUGUCGCGUUGACAUUUGUUCGCCCCCUCCAAAUAUUAUUAAGCCUGUUACGCCAUGCUCGACAUUGUUGUAUAUAAUAAAUAA